AUGGAGAGGAAUAGUCCAGCCAUUGCACUGCUGCUUUUACUUCAAGGGGUCCUGGCCUCUGGUGCUGUGGAGGUCCAUCCCUCCUCUAACCCUGCUGUGGUCGGGGAAAAUGUGACACUGUCUCUGUCUCCUCCGACAUCUCUAAGCAGUGGAAGCUGGUCGGUGGGAAAUGCCCAGAUACUCACCUGGGUGGGAAACCAACAGGCAAUCUUCUCCAGUCACACCGGCAGGGCAUCCAUAGACAUCGCCACCAGAGCUCUCACUCUGAGUUUCGUCACGGUGGCCGACUCAGGGGUCUACACAGUGCAGUCUGCGAGCCCUGAACUUAAGCUCAGUACGACCAUCACUGUACUGGAGCCCAUUUCUAAUGUCACACUGAGAACCAAUCAGACCAGGCUGGUGGAGUUCAAAGGGUCCAUAGUUGCUUCAUGUUCCGUCCUCUCUGGAUCCUCACUGUCUUUCCUUUGGCUGAAUGGUGACUCUGAGAUCACAGCCAAUGAGAGGGUUCAUCUCACUGAUGGAAACUCCACUCUGACCAUAGUCAACAUGAGCCGAUAUGACCAGGGACAGCUCCGGUGUUGUGCUUUUAAUGCUAUCAGUAACGCCACCAGUGAUCCGGUGAACUUCACUGUGAGCUAUGGUCCUGAAAACAUGAACCUCACUGGAGGUGGAUCCUUUGCCACUGGAUCCAAUGUGUCCAUGCUCUGUUUAGCUGACUCCAGUCCUCCAGCUCGGCUUAAGUGGGCUUUCAGAGGAGAGCUGCUGAACACCACAGGAGCAGAGCUGAACCUGUACAACAUCAGUGAGGACCAAAGUGGUGUUUAUACCUGUCAGGCUUUCAACAACGAAACCAGCAGGAGUGAAAAUAUCACCACACAAGUCAUCAUAUCAAAGCCUUCAUCAUCUGCAUCAGAACAGGCAGCCUGUAUGUGGCUUCUUCCUCUGCUGUCAUUGGCUGGACUCCUCUUCACAACACCCCACUAACUGGAAAUAAAUCAUACUUUUCUCAUUCUUUUUUAAUCACAGAUUAACACUGGAAUAUUAGACUGUUCUAGAUGUGUUAUGAUGUGUUAAAUAUGUGCAGCAGAUCAGAUACUUCCUGUUCAGAUAUAAUGUAUAAAUACAGCAUUAUGUGAAAAGGCUGGGUCUGUUUUUGGAAAGAACCUAGAUACACCGAGGAAUAUGGUGGAGACGUGUACACGGAGUGAAGUGGAGGACAUCUUGGAUAAUCUAGAUCAUCUUCUUCAUCCCAAACCAGAAGAGCAGCUGCAGUUCUGCAUCUUAGAAUCAUUACGAUGCAGAACUGAGAAGUAUAGAAGACCCCUCAUGUCCACUGCCAUCAAACUCUAUAAAACCUCAGUUUGAUCAUCCAUGGGCUGAUGGAUUACUUGUUCAAUAAUACUGUUUUUUGUUUUGUUUCUUUCUCUUUCUUAAGCUGAUUAAAAAAGUGAAA
Messenger RNA from Sphaeramia orbicularis (orbiculate cardinalfish), 1453 nucleotides. RefSeq names its product carcinoembryonic antigen-related cell adhesion molecule 5-like. The record is from RefSeq and is a predicted model, not a curated record. Bases 1 to 984 code for a protein of 327 amino acids. Lineage: Eukaryota; Metazoa; Chordata; Actinopteri; Kurtiformes; Apogonidae. The transcript has 5 exons.